Molecule: messenger RNA, 1263 nt
Organism: Peromyscus maniculatus bairdii (prairie deer mouse)
Lineage: Eukaryota; Metazoa; Chordata; Mammalia; Rodentia; Cricetidae
Product: lysozyme C-2
Biological process (GO): defense response to Gram-negative bacterium; defense response to Gram-positive bacterium
Molecular function (GO): lysozyme activity
Source: RefSeq, a predicted model, not a curated record
AGCUGCUGAGUUGAUUUUCAGGUCAACAUGAAGGCUCUCCUCUCUCUGGGGCUCUUCCUGCUUUCUGUCACUGUCCAGGCCAAGGUCUAUGAACGCUGUGAGUUCGCCAGAACUCUGAAAAGCCAUGGAAUGGAUGGCUACUUGGGAAUCAGCCUGGCAAACUGGGUGUGUUUGGCUCAGCAUGAGAGUAAUUUUAACACACGAGCUACAAACUACAACCCUGGAGGCCAAAGCACCGACUAUGGGAUAUUUCAGAUCAAUAGCCGAUACUGGUGUAAUGAUGGCAAAACCCCAAGAGCAGUGAAUGCCUGUGGGAUAUCCUGCAGUGCUUUGCUCCAGGAUGACAUCACUCAAGCCAUUCAAUGUGCAAAGAGGGUUGUGAGGGAUCCACAAGGCAUUAAAGCAUGGGUGGCCUGGAGAAGCCACUGUCAAAACCGAGAUCUCACCCAGUACAUUCGCAACUGUGGAGUCUAACCGCCCUGUGCCUCCACCUCAGCUCACCCUGUCUCUUUCUCACUAUAGAAGUAGUUAUGGGAAAGGUCACAUUUCCUCGGUUUCCCCUUUAGACAAGCAGGCUUUUAUCAGAAACAGGAACAACAUGGAGACUGUUUCCUAAGAGACUUAAUGCUGACUAAUGUGUUCAUUGUUUUAUGGAAAGCCUCCAAUUUUGGUUAGCCAAAGCGGCAGAUGCUGGUGACAGUGAUCUAGCAUUGAGUGUCACACACAUCUCUAUACAUCAGUUCUUCACCUACGAAGUAAUUCACAUUAAGUUUUAUUGGAAUUAAUCUCCAUCUCUCCACUGUUGGGUAGACAUACAGCAGAAAUGUAAGGAGACAGUAGAUCUUGGGUGAAAUGGCAGCUGUGUGAGCUUCCAGGGUCAGCCCCCGAACAGUUAAGAACAGCCACACUGUGGGGCAAGGCUGGUUUUUAAGGGAACAGGUCUCUGAGUGCAUAGAACUGAGAUUGCCUCAACUCAGAAACUUGGUGUCACGAAAUGUGUGACCUUUCAAAAGCGAAUUAUCUUAGAGUUGGCCAUUCAUAGUGCUUAAUAGUAGAUUCUUACCUCAUGUGUUAUUCUGUGUUAACACUUGAGAGAAUGAUCCAUGCCUCUAGUUGAUCAUGAGGUAUCCAGGACUGAUUAGUCUCUCUGCUAGCCCUUAACUUUCUUACAGUACCUUCAUGUGUAUCAACUAACUCUGAGACAGAUGAGCCUGUAUCAGCAAACUAAGCAUACUGUGAAAAAAUAAAAAUGAGCAUUAAAUG